GACACCAAUAGCGUUGUUGGUCGUCGACCGGCGGAUUUGCCAUCUCACCUCCUGCUGUGAUUUUCACAUCCGCCGAUCGUCCGUUACCCUCUCUUGUCUUUCGAUUGGAGUUUCGAAGCGGAUAGCAAAGUGAACGAGGAGGAGGGUCAUUUAUGCUUAUUGCUAUCGCGAGGCUCGCCCCACUGCGACUCGCGACCAGCAGGACAUCGUUGAGCGUCGCCGGCGUAGCAACAAGAGCUUGUUUCGCCGGAGUCCGAUCAGCACAGCAGCCCGUUCUCGUGCCGACGAGGUGCUACUGCGACUCGUCGCUUGCCUUGAACGUCUCCCGAACCCGUCGGAAGCAAGCCUUCAGCAUGGACACGGAGAACGGCACCGCCCCCGGGAUACUGAGAGCAUGGGACUUCGACAUUACUCCCGAGGACCUGCACGCCAGGGCGUCCAAGAUCAUGGACGAGUGCCGCAAAUUAUGCGACAAGGUUGGCGCGUUGCAGGGUGACGACAUCACCUUCGAGUCUGUGCUUGAGGAAAUUGCCGAGGGCCAGCGUAUAUUUGCCAACGAGAGGCUCUACCUCGACUUGCCUAUGUAUGUCUCAGCCAGGAAGGAACUUCGCGACGCCAGUGCCGAUGUCUCUGCCAAGCUCAACGAGUUUGAAAUUGAGAUCGACAUGCGGACUGACAUCUUUGAGAAGCUGCUUGUGCUGGAAAAGAAAGACACAAGCUGCCUGUCGCCCGAGAGGAAACGCUUCCUUGACAAGCUCAUCAAACUCCGCAAGAGGGACGGUCUCCACCUGGCGGCAGAAGUGCAGGAGCAGGUGAAGCAGCUCAAGAAUGAGAUCAGUGACCUCGAAGUCAAGUACAACAAGAAUUGCAAUGAGGAGAACACUGUGCUUGAGUUCACCGAAGAGGAGCUGCGGGGCACACCCGAGGACUUUAUCAAGAGCCUCGAUAUGGUCGAGUCCGGCAAACGCAAGGUGACGCUGAAGCACCCACAUGUGUUGCCCAUCAUGAAGAUGGCUGUUGACCCAGCGACUCGCAAGAAAGUAAACUUUGCUUGCGAAUCCAGGUGUGUAGCUGAUAACGUACCGCUACUUGAGAAGGCCAUUUCUCUGAGACACAAGAAAGCACAGCUUCUGGGCUACCCGACGCACUCCGACUACAUCACAGAGUUACUGAUGGCACGCUCGGCUGCCAACGUGCGGCGCUUCCUCACCGAACUGGCUGACAAGCUGCAGCCCCUGUGGGCAAAGGAGAAGAAGGUGCUGCUUGAACUGAAGGAAGAGGAGUGCAAGCGACAUGGGAUCCCCUUCGACGGCGAGCUUCACGUCUGGGACGUGGCCUUCUACAAGAAUUUGGUGGAGGAGCGCCACUACAAGGUGGACCAGGAGAAGUUGCGGCCGUACUUUCCCCUGGAGGUCGUCAUGAAGGGCCUGUUCGGCAUAUACGAGCUGUUGCUGAGCCUGAAGUUCGAAGAGGUUGAGAAGCCGGCCCUCUGGCAUCCUGAGGCUCGCCUGUUUAAGGUGAUCGACAGCGAGACCAAGGAGCUGCUUGGCUACUUCUUGAUGGACCUGUUCCCACGGGAGGGCAAGUACAGCCACUUCUGCAACAUGCCACUGCAGGCAGGCUGUCUCAAGCGGGAUGGCUCUAGGCAGCUUACCGUCGUGGCUGUCGUCUGCAACUUUCCGAAGCCCACAGCGGACAAGCCAUCUCUGCUGACGCACUCCGACGUGGAAACUUUCUUCCACGAGUUUGGCCACACCAUGCAUCACGUUUGCAGCAAGGCCGAGCUAGUCAUGUUCGAGGGCACGACGGUUGAGCGGGACUUCCUGGAGUGCCCAUCCCAGAUGCUGGAGAACUGGUGCUGGGACCUGGAGGGCCUGAGCCGCAUGUCCAAACACCACGCUUCUGGCGAGCCACUUCCCAAGGAUUUGGCUGACCCGCUGAUUGCCUCGCGGCUCGCCAACGUGGGCCAGUUCAACCUGCGCCAGAUCACUCUGUCCAUGUUCGACUUGGAGCUGCAUGUCAAGCCGCAGGCAGAAACGGCCAAGCUGCUUGGAGAAAUCCAGGACAAGCUGCUCGGCUACAAGCCGCAAGCUGGGACCAACUUUGCUGCCAACUUCACUCACUUGAUGGGCGGCUAUGACUCUCGCUACUACGGCUACUUGUGGAGUGAAGUGUACAGCAUGGAUCUGUUUGAAACACGCUUCAAGAAGGAGGGCAUCCUGAACCCCAAGACCGGCAUGGACUAUCGGAAGCAGAUUCUUGAGGCUGGCUCGACAAAGGAUGCUGAAGAGCUCCUGAGGAACUUCCUGGGCCGGGAGCCCAAAAUUGAUGCCUUCCUUGUGAGCAAGGGUCUGGCGCCUCCAAGCUGAUGUGGCAUCUAGUUAGCAUCUGAGCUUGGUCGAAAACUUGCGUCUUGUGGUGUCCUUUCGUUUUUUUGCUAUGAAGGGUAUAAGUGCAGACUGAGCCUUUGACCUCGUCAACAGCUUCUGAUGGCACUGUUGCUUCAAGAGGAGGAAGCUGAGGUUGUUUUUCUUCUUAUGUGCCAUGAUGUGACACGUACAUGUGACCGAGUUGUGACUUAAAGUCAAGGGAUGCCUCUUUUUUUCUACUGAGACGUCUGCUCAAAUAAAGGGCUUUACGCAUUUUCUUAUA
This is a messenger RNA of Dermacentor andersoni, 2652 nucleotides long. Its product is annotated as thimet oligopeptidase-like. Gene Ontology annotation, cellular component: mitochondrial intermembrane space. Gene Ontology annotation, biological process: proteolysis; peptide metabolic process. Gene Ontology annotation, molecular function: metalloendopeptidase activity. The record is from RefSeq and is a predicted model, not a curated record. NCBI's taxonomy places the organism in Eukaryota, Metazoa, Arthropoda, Arachnida, Ixodida, Ixodidae.